CAGGAAUGGACAAAUUACGUGGCGAUUGAGAAUUUUAUAAGAAAGAACUCGUUACGUUUCGGAAAGAACACUCGCAAGGUCCUGCAUUGAUUUAAAGGAAGGAAAAUCAGGAUUGCAAACAUAAACAAUGGACGUGAAACUAUGGACCAUCAUGCUGCUGGUAUUUGUCUUGUACGCUAAUACUGAGCAAAAAAGGAGAAGUUGUAAUUCCGUUGCAUUUCGUGGGUUCUAUUGUGACGAUGGCGAAGAAUGUGUCUGGGAUGACUAUUUUUGUGAUACUGAAGCAAAUGAUUGUGACGACAAUAGCGAUGAAGCAAAUUGUCCAACUGACUGUAGUCACGGUAACCAGUUUAAGUGCGAAAAUGGCCAAAAAUGUAUCGCACGUUACCGUGUGUGUAAUGAUGAGAUAGAUUGUGAUGACGGGAGUGACGAAAGCAUAUGCAGAGUGGGAGUUCCGUUCGGUUAUCACAAACCAGCAAAAGCUCAGCUUUUUGUGUCUGACGUUCCUAUCUAUUGGUCCGAUGACUGAGACUUCAUGCUAUGUAUAGGCCUAUGCUAGUCACAUCGCAACAAUCAGGAUAUUAUUACUCUAUUUCUUGGCUGGCAAAUAAA
Physella acuta is the source of this 612-nucleotide messenger RNA. Its product is annotated as low-density lipoprotein receptor-like. NCBI's taxonomy places the organism in Eukaryota, Metazoa, Mollusca, Gastropoda, Physidae. The record is from RefSeq and is a predicted model, not a curated record. Gene Ontology annotation, cellular component: signaling receptor complex; plasma membrane. Gene Ontology annotation, molecular function: low-density lipoprotein particle receptor activity; protein binding.